Molecule: messenger RNA, 2814 nt
Organism: Trypanosoma cruzi
Lineage: Eukaryota; Euglenozoa; Kinetoplastea; Trypanosomatida; Trypanosomatidae
Exons: 1
Coding region: 1-2814 (937 amino acids)
Cellular component (GO): cytoskeleton
Source: RefSeq, a predicted model, not a curated record
AUGAGCGAUUUGUCCUCUGUGGAAGGGGAUGAGGUGAUAAUGUUGGGCGCCGAAACACCCGCCGAUGUGACCGCUUUCAAAGAAAUAAGUGCUGAGAACCGCAACUUUGAAUACUACGAGCGGCAGUUUCAAGAGGUGUUGAUGAGCCUUGAGAACGAUGAAGUGCUGGAGGCCUUUCGCGUGGAAUACGCCGCGCUCCAUCAUUCCUUUUUGAAGAGCCACGAUGGUGAGACGCGGCUACUGAAGAAGUGUGCAAGGCUGCAGUCUGACAUCGAGUCCUGCACAAUGAAGGUGCAGGCGGCGGAGGAGCUGACGCGUGGUGACAAGUCCACCAUUGAGCUCCUCAAGGCGGAAAUUGAGAAAACCAGGAAAAAGUCCGUCGCAACAAAGGAGCGGGAGGCGGUGCUGAAGGACAAGGUGAAUGAUCUCAAGCGGGAUCUGCAGGACAUUGAGGAGCGCGCAAGUCGUCCUGUGGAGUUAACGGCACAAGAAGCGGCGCUGCAAAGCCUCAUCCGUGCUCAUGAGACGGUGCUAAAGGAGAAGGAGGCGAUGGAAUAUCAACUUGCCGAGCUGCGGCAGGAGUGUGCCGGCAACGCGCGACGGCUGGAGCGGCUUUUGGAGGUGAAACGCAGCCGUGACGAUGAGGUUCGCGUCGUGGUAAAAGCGAUAGAGGCAAAGUUACAUGAUGCGGAGGCGCAUAAAUCGGUGCGACUGCGUAAGGAGGAGGAGUUGCGGCUGACGCGUGAGGAGAUUGCCCGCCGUGCCGCCGCGGCGCAGGAACGACAGGCGGUGAUUGAACAGCUCACCGACGAAAAUGCCCGUCAUGAUGUGGAGAUCAAACUGACACUGGAAGAGACAGCGCGGGUUACAGAGUCCUACCAGCAACUUUCACGGCAGCUACAGAACGUGAACCGCACGAGUCAAGCCUGCAAUGAGGAGAACGACGCGCUACAACGGCGUAUGAAUGAACUUAUGGAGGAGCUGAAGAUAAAGGAGUCGGCGGUGGAGUCCGUUAGUCGUGCCCAUCGUCGGGAGAAGAAGUUAUUAGAGGCCUCCACACGCCGCCAUGCUGUGAUGGAGGGCCGACGCGCGGAGGCGGAGGCGACACUUUCGGGCUUGCAAUCGGAGUUGGGCCUGCUUGAAGAAGAAGUCGCCGCCGCCUUGCGCGCCGUUGACAUGGAGGAGAGGCGAAUCGCCACACAGGUGCGGGAGCUGGACGUAUUACAUGGUAAUGUCCUUACUGCUGCUGAGAAGACGCAACAGCAGAGUAUCUGGCUUUCGGAGCAGCGCACGGAGGCCCACCACUUGGAGCAUGAACUGCGCUCAUACGAGGAACAGGCCCAGCGACAGAAUGAGGUCAUCUACAAGCUUACACGGGAGUGCACAGAGUAUGAGGAGCAAAUUAAGGUUGCCACCAUCCAGUGCGCCCGCAUUAUGGCAGAGGCGCAGGAGCGUGAGGUGCAGUUGGCUGUUGCGCUGGAUGAAGUGAAGGAUGUGGAGUCUAGACUUCAUCAGCAGCAGACUUUGCUAGAGACCAUACUCAACGAGCGUAAGGCGUAUGCCAAGCACUAUGGGCAGGUUCGCGGGGAGCUGGCGGAGAUGGUGCGUGGCUUCAAAGUGAUGCUGGCGCAGAUUAAACAAAUGCAGGAGGAGGUGCAGCGACGCGAGAGGCGGUUGGCCGCCGAGGAUGGCGUCAUUAAAACUCUCACCCGGCAACGGCGAGAGCUGGAAGUUCAGAUCGCUGCGCUACACACACGCUUGGAUAAGCGGAGCCGAUCGGUGCAACAGUACGCGCUUGAGGUUCGACGCCUCGGCGAUGUUUUUGCGGAGGGUGAAGAGGAAUUGGGGCGUCAACGCCGCCGCCUCUGCGAUGUACAAAAGGAGCGGGAUUUUUUUGACAACGAAGUCUACUUCUCAAGCGAGGAGUUGGCGCGACUGUAUGAAAAAGCGCGUGUCCAACAGUCCCUUCUACAGCGUGGUGAGUCCAUGUACAUGGAGCGGCUGCGGACCAUCAACGAGCUGCACGACGGCAUCGCACGGCUGACGGAGGAGGUAAGGCAAUUACGACUUUUUGCCGAACGGCUGCCGGACCUGCGGCGACUUGUGAAUGUCGCGUCCCGCGAACUCGUGCGUGAGCAGAAUCGCGUGCGUGCACUUUUGCACGAGUGUGAGCGGCCGAUGAAUCUCCAUCCGAACCACCAGCUCUCGUCGUCAGAUCCGGAGGCGUAUGCGCUGACAGAAAAGGUCAACGCGCUGCAACGUGAACUCGUCUCGCGGCGCCAGGAGCUGGCGGAGAAGGAGCAGCGCAUUAAGCAGCAGGAGGAGUCUUACCUGCAGUGCAAGGCGGCCGUGGCACGACAGCUUGGGCCGGAAAUGGCGGAGCAGAUCACGUUGUAUCAGGGCAACCUGGCAAAGAAGGCGGGGCAGAUGCGGGCGAUGAUGGCAAGCCUGAAGUACUUCCGCGAGCAGACGGAGCUUUACCAGGCGCGGUACAGUGAACUACGCGACACGCUUGAUGGACUCGCGCAGAAGUACGCCGAGACACGGCAAAUUCGUGACCGUGACGCACAGCGCGAGGCCAGAAAGAGGCAGGGCGAUGGUAAAGGCGAUUCAUCGCGGCAAAAUGACCAGCCUGGGGUCUAUUUGGGCUUCUUUGCCCCGCCACGAGGUGGUGGCCCCGCCACUAGCGUCUCGGAUGGUGGCAGCGUCAGCGGAGAACGGAACGACAGUCAAAAAGAAGACGAGGGUGAUGAUAUUGGCGGUGAUGAUUUGAAGAUGUAUGAAGGAAAUGAAUGGGAGGAACCCUCAUUGUGA